AGACUCGGCGAAGAUGUUUCGGCCAAUCGUAUUGCUGGUGGUGGUCGUGACCUGCGUCGCGACCUCGAACGCGAUUGGCUGCAACAAAGCUCUGUGUGCGAGUGAUGUCAGCAAGUGCUUUUUACAGGAGCUGUGUCAGUGCCGUGUCAAUGGGACACGGUGCCCUUGCUGCGAGGAGUGCCAGCUGUGCCUGGGAGCCGUGUGGGAUCAGUGCUGCCAUUGUGUGGGUCUGUGCAAGGCAGCUCACCCCUCUUCCCCCUUCCUGCCCGCAUCAUCGCGGAGCUCCGCCCACGACCACCCCAGCCCCUCGCCUUCCCUCUUCAGCGCUCUGGCUAGCCUAUCGGAUUUCCAGGCUGCCUGGACCGUCCAAUCGGUGCCUCUCUCCCAGGAGUUAGAUCACCACAGUAGCCAGCAGCAGACACACAUGCUGCUGGGGGCAAACAGAGAUCCUGUGGCCCCGCCUCCCACUAACGCGAGUGCAGAGUGUUCUGUGCUCUUCUUCCACGACUGCCUGUCUCUGCGUGGUUGCCUGCGUGGUUGCGAGUCAGUGGGAGCCCCUCGGUCCCGCUGGUUUCACAGCGGCUGCUGCCAGUGUAUCGGACCGGACUGCCUGGCGUACGGCCUGCCCAGCCCAGCCUGCAAGAACUGCCAGGACUGAGCCCAGGACGAGGCUGUGACGUUACCCGUCUGAUCUGAACGAGAAUCCCGCUGCACAGCAGUGUGAUCCAGUCCUGCUUUCACUAGGAGUUUAA
Messenger RNA from Polyodon spathula (Mississippi paddlefish), 752 nucleotides. RefSeq names its product twisted gastrulation protein homolog 1-like. The coding region runs from base 14 to 658 and encodes 214 amino acids. The transcript has 4 exons. Lineage: Eukaryota; Metazoa; Chordata; Actinopteri; Acipenseriformes; Polyodontidae. Gene Ontology annotation, biological process: regulation of BMP signaling pathway. The record is from RefSeq and is a predicted model, not a curated record.